This is a messenger RNA of Megalopta genalis, 1876 nucleotides long. Its product is annotated as DNA polymerase delta subunit 2. The record is from RefSeq and is a predicted model, not a curated record. Gene Ontology annotation, cellular component: delta DNA polymerase complex. NCBI's taxonomy places the organism in Eukaryota, Metazoa, Arthropoda, Insecta, Hymenoptera, Halictidae. Gene Ontology annotation, biological process: DNA strand elongation involved in DNA replication; DNA replication. Gene Ontology annotation, molecular function: DNA binding.
AGGCAAUAUUACUUCAGUUUGCACAUACGUUAUUUACUUAAAGGCACACUAAUAAAUACAUUCUACAUGCUCUAUUUAGUACAUAACAUAUGUAUGUAUAAUGGAAAUUCGCUCACCGUCUGCCUAUCGCCGUAGAUCGUGCAAAUUCAAAGAUUUUGAACAAUUUAAAAUCUGUUCAAAAAAUUUUAAUGUGCAGUAUCAUCGUAUAUAUAAUGCAAGGUUAGCGGCACUAAAGGAUCAUCUUCUACAAAAGGCAAAGGCUAAAUGGGCCGAAUGCGAGGUGGUUAUCUUAUCAGAAUUAGUCGAGAAAAGCGAAGAUAAUAAUUACAUUGUAAUAGGAACAUUAUAUAAACAUCAAGAACUGAAACCAUCGAUACUGCAUGAGCUUACCAAAGAACUUCAAUUACCGACUCAUUUAUCAAGAACAAACUAUGCAUCAUUUAAAGAUAUAUUAUUUUUGGAAGAUGAUGCUUUACGUGUUAAAUUGGUUGGAAAUCACAUGAAUAUUCAGAGUGUGGUUACUGGUAUUGUUUGUGCUGUAUUUGGACAUCAAUUAGAAAAUGGUGAAUUUGAUGUGAUAGACUGGUGUUAUCCAGGAUAUACUUCAAACCUGGCUAAGAGCAUUAAACCAUUGGAACAACUGGGAAAGAUCUUAAUAAUAUCAGGUUUAGAUCUGGUAAAUAAUACACAACCAUUAAAUUUAAACCUGUUCUCUGAAUGGGUAACUGGAAUGAUUGGCAGCUCAGUGAUUCAAACAGAAGUGGCAUCCAUAGUGUGUAUUAUUAUAGCAGGAAAUAGUAUAAGAGGAUCUAUAGAAACCUAUAGUCAUGAAGGAUAUUUUGAAACCAAAACACAUGAAACUAACUACAAACAGACUACAAUAUCAGCACACAAAUUGGACAAUUUUCUUCUUCCUAUAGUACAAUGUUGUUCUAUGGUAUUAAUGCCUGGCGAAUUUGAUCCGACUUGUCACACAUUGCCUCAACAAUCGCUUCAUCCUUGCAUAUUAUCUCAAAGCUCCAGAUUUAAGAGUUUCUACGGAGCUACGAAUCCUUGGAUUGGUAGCGUUAACUCUCGUAUCGUAGCUGGGUCCAGUGGUCAACCCAUUUUAGAUAUCAUGAAAGUUGCUGGACUUGUCAAUGCGUCACCAUUAACAUGGCUAGAACAAACAUUAGAUUGGAGACAUUAUGCACCAACUGCACCAGACACCGUGCCAGCUUAUCCAUUUUGUAGUACUGAUCCAUUUAUUAUGACAGAAUGUCCUGAUAUUUAUUUUGCUGGUAAUAUGGACAAAUACGACACCAAAUUAUUAACAGCAAAUCAAGGACAGACAAUAAGAUUAAUUUGCAUUCCAAAAUUUUCUGAGACACAAACAGCUGUAUUGGUCGAUUUACAGGAUUUACAAACUUCGCCAAUUUCUUUCGGCUGUAGUUAAUUUAAUAUAGUCUUCUAAUUUGACAUGAAACAUUAACAUUAUAUAUAAUAAUGAAUUUGCAAGAAAAAGUAACAAUUGGAAUAUUUCUGUAUAUGAUUUUAGUUCAAUUUGUACAUAGUAAAUAUAUUAUUUAUUCUAUUAAAUAAUGCACCGAUAUUUUUCAAAACUACUUUUAUAUAUAAGUAAUAUAGUCUUUCAAUAACCUUCCGACGAGCGCGCUUUUUUUUCGUACUAUGAGCAAGCGCACCGUAUACUCCGUACAUGCGGCAGUGAUGUAUUUCAAAUAGUAAUAAAAUACUUACUUAAAUCUGUAAACUAAUUAUUAUAAAAAUAAAAAUAUUUGUGUAUUUAAAAUAUAUAUGUACAAAUCUGCGAAAUCUUUGUCUGUAGUCUAAAUGCCAGUCACCAUGAUCUUAUAAUAAACACACUAAUAAUGAAAAA